Messenger RNA from Vanessa atalanta (red admiral), 2229 nucleotides. Its product is annotated as lipoma-preferred partner homolog. Gene Ontology annotation, cellular component: focal adhesion; stress fiber. The record is from RefSeq and is a predicted model, not a curated record. Gene Ontology annotation, biological process: cell-cell adhesion. Bases 293 to 1717 code for a protein of 474 amino acids. The transcript has a single exon. Lineage: Eukaryota; Metazoa; Arthropoda; Insecta; Lepidoptera; Nymphalidae.
AGUUCGCCCUAUGUGCCAAAAAUAUCGAAUUAUAUUAUUUUUUAUUAUGUCGAAAUAAUGAAUGACGUGUGCGUGUGACUGAGGUUUUAGUGCUACAAAGUAACAUGAUCAAGUGAUUAGUGAAUACUUGAACAGUGAUAACAUGUAUAAAGUAAAAACAUUUUUAACUAAACUUUGUUGCCUCGUGUAACUAUAUCAUAUAAAAUAAUAUUUUGAUCUAAAUUUGCAGUAUAUUGUAUAUAUUUAAAAGAAAAAGAAUAGUUACGGCAAGUUUCUUAGAUACAUACUAACUAUGUCUAGACUAGAUAACACUGACGCCUUGGAAAAACAAUUGGCUGAUCUGCAAAUGACUAAGGACAUAAAUACUCCUGGAAAAAUAAAAAAGAUACCACCAGCUGUGCCCCCAAAGAAAAAAGCUCAGCCUCAAGUUCCACACAGCGCCGUUGUCAACACAUUGCGUGAGCCUUCGUACUCAACAAAGAUAACUCCAUUACAAAAUGCACAGAAUAUACCUCCUCCACCUCCUCCUCCUCCGACGUACAGCAAUGUACCACGACAUCCCAGCAAUAUUCAUCCUAUGCACAAAGAUUAUGCAAACGUAACCCAGUUGUCACUUCCUUCUUAUUCACUUCGACAAAAUUUGGCGAUACCUUCCAAAAGUUAUAACACUAUGUAUAGUAAUGUUCCCCAAUAUCAGAAUAACCCGCCGCCGCCACCGCCUCCACCUCCUUUUCAUAUCCCAUCAAAGUCAUUUGAUCCUAACCAUAAUGAAGAAAUGAUACCUCCACCAUCUCCUGUUAGCUCUAAUUACAGCGAAUUGAUGAGAGCCACUGCCAAUUUAAAUUAUAAUCAAGAUCGUCCUCAUUAUCCUGCUAUAUAUCAAAAUGAGUACCCCGAGUAUGGAGUAUCCCAGGCAUCAACCUAUGAGUCACUUUAUGAGCCCAUUAACCUACACCCACAAACACAUUCAGCACAAGCUAAUAAUCCAUCAAUAAGUCAAAACUACAAAAGUAAUUUGAGACCUAUGGGAAAAUCCCCUUUGCCAAAGGAAGAAGAAGUAGAUGCAUUAACUAAUAUGCUUGUCCAGUCAAUAUCUGGUAGUUCAGAAUUCUUUGGUAUAUGUGUUAAAUGCGACCAACAUGUUGUAGAUGAGAGUUCUGGCUGUACUGCAAUGGGAAAUUUGUAUCAUAUCAAAUGUUUUUGUUGCCACAGAUGCAAUACUAACUUACAAGGAAAACCAUUUUAUGCUGUAGAAGGAAACCCUUAUUGUGAAGCUGAUUAUUAUGAAACCUUAGAAAAAUGUUCAGUGUGUAACAAUCCUAUAUUAGAUAGAAUUUUAAGAGCAACUGGCAAACCAUAUCACCCAACUUGUUUCACUUGUGUUGUGUGUGGCAAAAGCCUUGAUGGUAUUCCAUUCACAGUGGAUGCCAUGAAUCAAAUCCAUUGCAUUGAAGAUUUCCACAAAAAAUUUGCUCCAAGAUGUUGCGUAUGUGAGCUACCAAUAAUGCCUGAGGAAGGAGAAGAAGAAACUGUAAGAGUUGUUGCUCUAGAUCGUAGUUUUCAUGUUCGAUGUUACAAGUGUGAAGAUUGUGGGCUAUUACUAUCAUCUGAAGCAGAAGGGCGUGGUUGCUAUCCCCUUGAUGACCAUAUUCUUUGCAAGGCAUGCAACGCUCAUCGUAUCCGUCUCAUUACUAAUGUAAUGACAACAGAUUUAUAAAUAUAUAUUCUAUUCUAUAUUUUACCUUGCUUGAGCUCAGAUAGUUUUGUAAUAACUCAUUAUAUUAUAUUUAAAUGACUACAAUAAGUUAUAAAUGCCAUAUCUUUAUAUGUAUACAAGAUAACUUUUGAGAUAUACUAUAUACAUUAUUACUAUCAAAUCAAAAAUAUUUUGACAAUCCUACAUUACAUUGUUAUUACUUACAUUUGUAGUGUUAAAGAUGUUAUAUUUUUAUAGAAUUUUAUUGUAUGGAUAAAAUGAAUUAGAAUUAUCAGAAUAAAUAAAGUUUAAUAUAUGUAUAUAACUUCAAAGACUGAAGAGGUAGCAAUAUUUUUGCAUUUAUAAAGGAUAGUGUUAUAAAAUCAAAAAGUAACAUUAUGAAAAUUUUAAAAUGUGAUAUUUACAAAUUAUACAACUAAAGGCAAAGAUGUAUUCAUACUAAUUUAUUUGGUGGCAUUAUGAAUGCUAUAGAAUAGACAUUUUUUAUUAAGUGCUUUUGCUAUAAAUAAUAU